Molecule: messenger RNA, 1900 nt
Organism: Acipenser ruthenus (sterlet)
Lineage: Eukaryota; Metazoa; Chordata; Actinopteri; Acipenseriformes; Acipenseridae
Product: TNF receptor-associated factor 5-like
Exons: 11
Coding region: 193-1881 (562 amino acids)
Biological process (GO): protein K63-linked ubiquitination; regulation of canonical NF-kappaB signal transduction; tumor necrosis factor-mediated signaling pathway
Cellular component (GO): plasma membrane signaling receptor complex
Molecular function (GO): zinc ion binding; thioesterase binding
Source: RefSeq, a predicted model, not a curated record
UACCUCCUCCCUUUAUACUCGCCGCAAUAUGACAAGAGAACAUCCUCCUCACUAUGACAGUUUAGAAAGGCGCCUGCGUCUUGGCAGAACAACCUGUCUCCUGCAUAAUAAAAACAUCCGUACUCCUAACCGUAUUCUUGGAGGCUGUCCAGUGGUGUAUUGAACCUGAAGCGGAAUAAAUAAUAAGGGACAAUGGCAUUGAGCGACUGCCCCAGUUCAAAUAUGGGUGGAAUUUCACGACAGAACUCCAGUGCAGCUGUUUCCACUGAAUUCGACUUUUUGGUUGGAAUGAAUUUCCAGUUUGUGGAGAAGCUGGAAGAACAGUACAUAUGUCCCAGUUGUCGUCGAGUCGUCCUCAAUCCUCACCAGACGGGCUGCGGACACAUAUUUUGCUACCAGUGCAUUACAACUUUUUUGGAAUGCAAUUCUGCUCCAACAUGUCCUAUUGAUAAUGUGCUGAUAAAAUCAAAUGAGGUUUUUCAGGACAAUUGUUGUAAAAGAGAAGUGUUAAACUUAGAAAUAUACUGCACAAAUUCUCCUAACUGCAGUUCAAAGGUGACUUUAUGCCGAUUAAAGGACCAUCUUGAACAGUGCCAGUAUGAAUCCUUGCAGUGCACACACGCAGGAUGCACUGACAGGAUGUUCAGAAAGGAUUUAAAGGAGCACUUGAAGAAUAUCUGUAAAUAUAGAGUGGAACCUUGUCCACACUGUCAAACACAUCUAGUGUUAAUUCAUUUGAAGGACCAUGAAGAAACCCAGUGUCCAGAAUAUUCAAUACCCUGCCCCCAUGUAUGCACCCAGGUUAUGAAAAGACAUGCGCUCAAAGAACACUUCCAUGAAUGCCCAGAAGUUCCAGUAGAAUGCAUGUACAAGAAGUAUGGCUGCUCUCUUAGGGAUAAACGAGUUAAAGUUCGGGCUCACGAGGACAUGGCUUUGAAGGACCACCUGCUCCUUGUUUUAGAAAGUAACUCUAAACUGGAAAAACAGAUAGCUGAUCUACAAAAGACAUUACAUUUAAAGCACCAGGAAAUCCAAGAAUUAACAAAAGUUGUUAACAAACUGGAGAAAGAAAUCAAACCUUUAAUGCAGCAGGUCACUAAAACUGACAACAUGCUCUCUAAUGUUCAGAAAUCACUUGAAGAUCAGAAGGACAGAGUGUCCAUUAUUCAGAUACAGCUGCAGCAGUUAACCAGUGCAUUCAAUCAGGAUCCAAGCCGGUCAGAGCUGGGGCUGCUAAAACGUUCUGUGGAGAGCUUGAAGCAGCAGGUCUCAGUCAUCGAAUCACUGAAAGAUCGUUUAACUUCCUUGGAAGGCCAGUACACUCGUCACUCUGGACUAUUAAACAUUCAUGUUGAGCAGCUCAGUUUAAACGAGGAAAGAUUCCGUCAAUUGGAAGCCAUGUCCUACAACGGGAAACUCAUCUGGAAGAUCCAAGAUUAUAAGAAGAAGAAGAAGGAAGCUGUGGAAGGGCGCGUUCCAUCGAUUUUCAGCCAGGCAUUUUACACAAGCCGCAGUGGCUACAGGCUGUGUGCGAGGGCGUACCUGAAUGGAGAUGGCACUGGUAAAAGGACUCACCUGUCCCUUUAUGUUGUGAUGAUGAGGGGCGAAUUCGACUCACUCCUGCCUUGGCCUUUCGAGCAGUCAGUGACACUGAUGAUUCUAGAUCAGAGCGGGGCCAAAAAUGAUAUUGUGGAUGUCUUCAGACCUGACCUGAACAGCAACAGUUUCAAGAGGCCAGUCAAUGAAAUGAAUCUGGCUUUUGGCUUCCCUUGCUUUGUCACCCAUACUGCGCUGGAGGCUCCAAAAAAUGGAAUUUACGUAAAAGACGAAACUUUGUUUGUUAAAGUUAAGGUGGACUUAACUGGACUGGAGGAGCUAUAGUAGUAACAAUGAAAUAUUU